Molecule: messenger RNA, 1224 nt
Organism: Trematosphaeria pertusa
Lineage: Eukaryota; Fungi; Ascomycota; Dothideomycetes; Pleosporales; Trematosphaeriaceae
Exons: 2
Coding region: 5-1006 (333 amino acids)
Molecular function (GO): metal ion binding
Source: RefSeq, a predicted model, not a curated record
GAAAAUGAUUGAAUCUCAUGACGUGAAAGUAAUCACGUUCAAAAGAAGCUCGUGGACUGGGCGCGAAAACAGAACCCAGAGCGAAUUCAUAAUUGUCUCUGGAGAUCGAGACUUGCAGUCCAUGGUGUCGAAGAUCGCAGACAGGAGGGUCCGCGUGCAUGUGUGGUCGUGGAAUAAUGCUCUUGCAAGUGUCUACACACGUAUGCAGAACGAGCUUGUCCAUGUACACCUUCGUGACGACUACCUUGACGAAAUCGGCUUCUGCGACACAAACUUCCGCGUCGAUCGGAGUGUCAUCAGCCCCCACAGCAUAGUCAUUCUCGAUCCGUUACCUAAGGGUGCCGAGAUCGACAAAUUCAUAUCGACGCUGCGGAUUCCGAUCUAUCGGUAUGAGUAUGCCAGACAACGUGUUGAUGUGUCCAGCCAAGAUCUGGUCAUUAUACCUGCUUAUGCUAGGUCUAUGAAACACGGAGAACACGUCACAUUGUUUCAAACUGUCCAAAUACAGCUCGCACCUCAUGGGCUCAGCGUUCUCACCUUCUCUGAAUACACUCAACGCCAUCUCACCGACGCUCCUGAAGACGAGCUUAAGAUAUCACCACGGUUCGGAGAGCUCCCGCGGCAAGAAGUAGAAGACGGUGGCGAUAAGGACGAGGGCGGCCAGGACAUUGGAGGCGAUGGAAGUGACAAUGAUGGCUUUGCCGAGGUCAAUUAUCGCUCAGAGCAACGAAGAAAACAGCUCAAAGCCAAUGAGUACAAGUCGGGUGCCAGAUGCAAAUGGGGAAAGUACUGCUUAAACGAAUGCGACUGCAAGUAUGGUCAUACCAAGGAGGAAGAACAGUACUUCCUGACAUACCACCACAAGGUUGCGAAGAAAUACAGAUACUGCACAAGCAAAGACUGCACUUGGGGAGCAAAAUGCAAAUAUGCCCACAGCGAGGAUGAAUUGCUUGUACCACUUGCGAUCGGAUUGGCACGGGACAUUCUAUGGACGAUUGCCCAUUGACAUCGCCAGGCCGGAACCAACGCUGGCAGGGGUCCUCCCACCCGACGAUUCCCAGAAGAAGGUCUGUGAGAAGUUGGUGUGCUUUCGGAGCAAAGGCUGAGCCUCUGUUUUACCAAUUUUCUUAUCAGAAUCUAAAUAUCGGCGCGAUACAGAGGAUCCUCAUCAGCUUCUCCUUACGCCAGUAUCCAAAGGGGCAUGUAGGACUUGGCAGCUUACUG